Messenger RNA from Kalmanozyma brasiliensis GHG001, 384 nucleotides. RefSeq names its product RNA recognition motif domain protein. The transcript is spliced from 2 exons. NCBI's taxonomy places the organism in Eukaryota, Fungi, Basidiomycota, Ustilaginomycetes, Ustilaginales. Gene Ontology annotation, molecular function: RNA binding. The record is from RefSeq and is a predicted model, not a curated record. Bases 1 to 384 code for a protein of 127 amino acids.
AUGAGCGCCUCGUCCUCAACCAUAUACGUCGGCAACCUCCCCCCGUCCCUGGACGAAUCCUCCCUCGCCUCCUACUUCCACCCUUUUGGCGACAUUGUCUCCAUCUCGGUGCCCUCCACCUCGACCCCGGCGGGCAAGCGCAACAAGGGCUUUGGAUUCAUCACCUUCUCCACGCCCGACGACGCGCUGGAUGCGUUGGACAACAUGAACCUCAACGCGAUCGAGGGGCGCACGAUUCAGGUCAACUUGGCCGAUCCGAGCAAGGUCAAGGAAAGCAGCGGAGGAGGGAGAAGUGGGAGGGCCGUUUGGGAUGAUGAGGAGUGGAUCAAGCAGCACGCUGUCGACGCAGGACCGCAAUCGGACCAAGCGCAAACAUCGCCAUGA